AUGAGAGUCUGGUGGGAGUUCGUGGAAAAGCAGGCGAUGGCAGAAUGGACCCCAGGGUCCCUGGAGGUGAAGGGUGGUGUUACCCUUGCUGCUGGGCCAACAGAGGCGACAAGCGUCGUCGUGCCACAUCGCCGCCUGCAGGAAAUAUUCUCUAUGCUGCUGCGGGGAACCUCUCUGUUCCAGGGAGUCAAGACCAGCCCUCGCAUCUUCUCAGCCGCCUCCCCUCGUGCUUGCCGUCCAGCCCAGGCUCCAUAUCGUCUCCCAGUGAUCGCCAAAGCCUCAGUCCAGGUUCGCUUCUUCUACAAGCCCAACAUGGCUGCCAGGGACCCCAGCACCGUGUCCAACUACGACGCGUGGCGGACAAAGCAUACCACGGCCAACCUCAGGCUGGACUUUAAGGAGAAAGUCCUGCGCGGGGUGGUCACGCUCGAGCUUGAGUCGCAGACGGACAAGGGAUCCAAGGAGAUCAUCCUUGACUCUAGCUAUCUCUCGGUUUCCUCCGUCAAGGUCAACUCAAACGAGUCUGAGUGGCAGGUCAAGGACCGAGCGGAACCACUGGGCUCGCCCGUCCACAUCUCCGUGCCUGCUGGCGCGGCAAAGUCGGAGGUGGUCAAGGUGGACAUCGAGCUGGCCACGACGGACAAGUGCACCGCGCUGCAGUGGCUGACGGCCGCGCAAACCUCAAACAAGAAGGCCCCCUUCAUGUUCUCGCAAUGCCAGGCGAUUCAUGCGCGGUCACUCUUCCCCUGUCAGGACACUCCCGACAUCAAGUCCACGUACUCGUUCAGGAUCACCUCGCCCCACGUGGUCGUGGCCAGCGGUGUCGCCUCUGGUGAGCCUGAGGCGCAGAGAGGUGGUGACAAGCUCUACAGCUUCGAGCAGAAGGUCCCCAUCCCUUCGUACCUCUUUGCUCUUGCCUCGGGAGACAUUGCCACUGCGUCUAUUGGCCCCAGGUCUCUGGUGGCCACCAGCCCGGAUAAGCUGGAUGGUGCCAAAUGGGAGUUUGAGCAUGACAUGGAGACCUUCAUGGAGGCAGCCGAGAAGCUGGUGUUCCCAUACCAAUGGGGCCAGUAUAACGUUCUCGUCUUGCCACCGUCAUUCCCGUACGGAGGCAUGGAGAAUCCCAUCUAUACCUUUGCUACACCGACUGUCGUUUCUGGGGACCGCCAGAAUGUGGACGUCAUUGCUCAUGAGCUGAGUCACAGCUGGAGUGGAAACUUGGUGACAAGUUGCAGCUGGGAGCACUUCUGGCUGAACGAAGGCUGGACAAUGUACUUGGAGCGUCGUAUAAACGCCUCGAUUCAUGGUCCCGCCCACUUCGACUUUUCUGCUGUGAUCGGAUGGAAGCAUCUUGAGGACGCCAUUCAGGAGUAUGGCAAGGACCAUGAGUACACACAGCUUUCCAUACCUCACAAGGGUAUCGACCCCGACGAUGCGUUCAGCACCGUGCCUUAUGAGAAAGGCUUCCACAUGAUAUACUACCUGGAGAGACUAGUUGGCCGAGCGAGCUUUGACAAGUUCAUCCCCUACUACUUUAAGAAGUGGUCCAGGAAGUCUUUGGACUCAUACGACUUCAAAGCUACCUUCCUCGAGUUCUUCGACGCACCAGAAUACUCUGAACUCAAAGACAAGAUCGCCGGCAUCGACUGGGAGACACGUUUCUACAGCCGUGGGCUGCCACCAAAGCCCGAGUUUGACACUUCCCUUAUCGAUGUCUGCUACAAGCUGGCAGACCAAUGGAAGGACAAGGAUUUCACACCCUCUGCCAAAGACGUAGAAGGCCUUGCUGCCAACCAGAAGCUCGUCUUCCUCGGAAAGGUCCAGGACUUUAGCAAGCCCCUGAGCGCCGCGCAGGCGGAGAAGAUGGGAGACGUAUACGGCUUCCUCGGCAGCAAGAAUGUCGAGCUCAAGGCCGCCUAUUUCCACAUUGCCCUUGGAUCCAAGGUCACAAGCACGUACCCUCUCGUCGCUGAGCUUCUGGGCGAGGUUGGACGGAUGAAGUUUGUGCGCCCGCUCUUCAGGUCCCUUAACAAGGUCGACAGGGCGCUUGCCGUCAAGACCUUUGAGAAGAACAAGGAUUUCUAUCACCCUAUCUGCAGGGCUAUGGUGGAGAAGGACUUGGGUGUUGCUGCUGAGGCCACAUAG
Messenger RNA from Diaporthe citri, 2145 nucleotides. RefSeq lists its product as uncharacterized. Gene Ontology annotation, cellular component: cytosol. Gene Ontology annotation, molecular function: metallopeptidase activity; epoxide hydrolase activity; zinc ion binding. Gene Ontology annotation, biological process: proteolysis. The transcript has 5 exons. The coding region runs from base 1 to 2145 and encodes 714 amino acids. NCBI's taxonomy places the organism in Eukaryota, Fungi, Ascomycota, Sordariomycetes, Diaporthales, Diaporthaceae. The record is from RefSeq and is a predicted model, not a curated record.